AUGAUAACUCUAUUCUUCAGCCGGUUUCUUUCGAAGAUGUGACACCUGAAGACACUUGUAUUAUAUGCUUAGAUUCUUUCGUUGACCCAGAUACCACCACGUCGGAUCAACAUAUCGUCAAACUGCCUCCAUGUCAUGGCCAUUAUUUUCAUAGAAAAUAUUAA
Molecule: messenger RNA, 164 nt
Organism: Racocetra persica
Lineage: Eukaryota; Fungi; Glomeromycota; Glomeromycetes; Diversisporales; Gigasporaceae
Source: the annotation of a GenBank genome assembly